Molecule: messenger RNA, 102 nt
Organism: Colletotrichum abscissum
Lineage: Eukaryota; Fungi; Ascomycota; Sordariomycetes; Glomerellales; Glomerellaceae
Exons: 1
Coding region: 1-102 (33 amino acids)
Source: RefSeq, a predicted model, not a curated record
AUGAACGACACGGACGUGUGGAAGAGUAGAGCAAUACUACUUGCUGUUGACAUGCCACAUCAGAUUGCUUUUUGUGACUUGAGUGAAUGUGGCCGUUGCUGA